Molecule: messenger RNA, 633 nt
Organism: Talaromyces marneffei
Lineage: Eukaryota; Fungi; Ascomycota; Eurotiomycetes; Eurotiales; Trichocomaceae
Exons: 4
Coding region: 1-633 (210 amino acids)
Source: RefSeq, a predicted model, not a curated record
AUGGCGAGCAUACGAUAUCUACGGCCAUUCGCCGAGUUGGCUACGCGACAGAGCCAAGUCUCUCUUUCACACCGACCGUCGGCGCUCGCGGUCGCAUCACGAAAUUAUUACAACUGCUCAUGUCGAAAUAACAAACCCUUAAACACGACAGUAUCUCGAAUGAUUUCAUCCACCCAACGCGCAACCUAUACAUCCACAUCCUCCGCACUCGCCUCCUCCCCAUUCCGACUCAACUCCUCCCCCAAACAACAAUCCCAACCGCAAACCCCCGAAGAUGAAGACGCACGCCGUUACGAACACGAGGAAGAAGGUGAAGGAGAAUACUACAGCCCCUACAAGCCCAAACGCCAAUGGCCACCAGACAUGUCCAAGCUCUCGCCCAAACACCAACUACGACUAGAGCGGAAAUAUAGACGGCGAGCAGCCCUGAAAUACGCACGGCCUAGAUGGGUGAAGUUUACCAAGUUGGCGCAGUGGGGGAUUAUUAUCUUUGUGGUGAUAUAUUCGCUGCUUUUCAUGGAAUGGGGCAAGGAAGGGGAGGAGCAUCCCUUUGAAGAUUUCCGAAAGGACUUGUUCGCUUCGAUUAACUCGCUAUUCUCGGCUCCUGAGCGGCCUAUUAGGAAGAAGGAGUGA